Messenger RNA from Morone saxatilis (striped sea-bass), 1800 nucleotides. RefSeq names its product small VCP interacting protein (gene svip). Gene Ontology annotation, cellular component: endoplasmic reticulum membrane. The record is from RefSeq and is a predicted model, not a curated record. Lineage: Eukaryota; Metazoa; Chordata; Actinopteri; Moronidae. Gene Ontology annotation, biological process: negative regulation of VCP-NPL4-UFD1 AAA ATPase complex assembly; positive regulation of autophagy; negative regulation of retrograde protein transport, ER to cytosol.
UAGCUGACGGUAACGGUCGCUAACGGUCGCUAACGGUAUGUCAGACGACCCGUCAGCAGCCGCUGGGAGGAGAAGCUGCUGCUUCUGUUGCCUGAACUAUCAGCGCAGCUAUUUGAAACUGGCCUGUCAGCUGGUUAGACAGUGUAGCUGCCUAGUUAACUAACCCGAGACACAGAUAUAACUCAUUUUCUACGCUGCUUUUUUCUGCCCCGCACACAACGACCACAGUAUGGGGAUGUGCUUACCGUGCCUUGGUGGAGCAGCGGACGACGUUGUUGUCACUCCAGAUCCGGAUACAAGAAGACGACAGUUAGCUGAGGCCGCCGAGAAGAGACAAAAAGAGACAACAUACAGGGGGGUUAAAAAUCCAGAAGCAGUUGAGAGGAAAAGGAAAAAACAAGAAGAGAUUGAGAAGCAGGCGAUGACCACGUCUGUGUCUGGCGGCGGCGGGUUGAAGUGGCAAGUGGGCUGAAAAUCUCUCGUCUUGACUCCGAAACAUCAUGAAUAAUUGCUGCAAGGUGACGUGAAAGAUGCUUGAACUGCUGUCCAUUUUUCUUUUUCUUUUUUUUUGCCUAUUUUAUGAUGUUAUGAGACAAACGGUUUCAAUUGCUUUAUGCAAAACAAUCUGAAGUGAUCACAGUCCGAACAGCAGGACCUGCUCUCUUGUUGCCAAGUUAUACAAGCUGGUGUGGACCUUUGGACACGUCAGGGAUGACACAGAAAUGUGCAAGCAAAUACAUGUCCGACUGUAUUAGUUUUAUUUAACAAUGGGGAUUAGACAGUCUAACUUUAGACAACACUAAAGAAUAUGGUUGUAAAGUCCGGGUCUCUGGUGACUGUUGUCAUAUUAAGACAAAGCUGUCCUCAACACUUAAGCUUUUUCACUACUCUGCUUUCUGGUUUUCAUACUUGAGGAUCAAUUCACUGUAAAUCCACAUUAGCCACGUUACUUUUUAUAUGACUUCUCCAAAAAUCCGUUAUUUAAACAAUACAUUUCACAAGUUUAUGUUUACAGAAUAAUUUAAGUGUGCUUAUUGUAGGAUUAGUUAACAGUAAUAACCACCUUAUUAUAUAAUUCACCUUGUUUAGGGCUCUGUUUGUUGGCAACACAAAGACUAGUGCAAACAGCGCCAUGACUUGUUGGUAUUUACUGAACUUCUGAAGCACUUUGUCUUCGCUGGGUGUUGAUGUUUUGAUGAAAUACAUGUCUUGGACAUUAUGUUGAGCUGGGUUGUUUGUUUGACAACCCAGCCUGUACACAGCAUCCACACGAUACUGCUGAAUAUUGUACAACAACACUAAAACCAGUAAAAAUGAAAAGGAGGUGCAGCACUCGGACUGGUCUUUACCAUUGUUCCUUCAAUAGAGCCCCAUUUUGUUUUCUCUGCACAAUUUCGUUUGAUGAAUUGAAUUAAUAUGUAUGCAAAACACUGGUGUGAUGCCUGCUUAAUUUAAAUAACAUAUGAAACAUGUUUGUGAAUUACCAUAUGACAAACAGAAGCUUUUCUUAGACAUUAUUUGCACAUAGUUUGUCAACAUCUGGUGAACAGCGCAUAUGCUUUCUCACACUCUUACGUUGGGAGAGGUUCAUGUCAACUAGAAUGGAAACAGGAAGAAACUGAAGGAAAAGAAUAAGUGAAGUGUGUACCGUACAUAGUGAAAUAUUUACUUUUACUUGCUUAAUUGAGUGCAUUUCUUACAGCCUUCACUUGAUCUUUAAAUGUUUCCGGUGCUCUCAACAUUUUGUAGAGCAGGAACUCCAGCCAAUGUUAUUUGCUACAAUAAAUCACAUUUCUGCUA